CAGGACUUUUGAAUAGUGAAGAAUAACCGCCUUAAAUAAAAUAGCCGCCCAAAAACGGUUACGGGGUCAACAGUCAAGAGCGCAAAAACCACAAAAACAAAAGGUGCAAUUAACAAAAGCAGAGAUCCCCACACAGACACUAUCUAGUAUACUAGCUUCUUUCUUGUUAAGAAAAGUAAAGUUCCUUACUCACUCUCGAACGCAAACUUUUUCUCUUUCAAUUCAAUUCAAUUUAAUUCUUUGUCUUUCUCAUAUCUCUUUAAAUCAAUAAUAAUGGAUCAUCUCCAUCACUCUCUCUCCGCCACCUUUCUCGCUCUCCUCUUGCUUUCUUCUCCCUCAGAUGUUGAAUCGGCUACUUUCAAGUUCGUCAACAAGUGCCGCUACACGGUCUGGCCUGGCUUACUUUCCGGAGCCGGUACGGCACAGCUUCCGACCACAGGCUUCACUCUCGAAACCGGCGAAUCAAAGACAGUAAAUAUACCCAGAUCCUGGUCGGGUCGGGUGUGGGGUCGGACUCACUGUAACCAAGAUUCUUCGGGUAAAUUUUCUUGUCUUACUGGCGAUUGUGCGUCAGGGAAGCUCGAAUGUGGCGGGAGCGGCGCUAUUCCGCCUGCUACUUUAGCGGAAUUCACUCUAAACGGCGCCGGAGGAUUGGAUUUUUAUGAUGUCAGCUUAGUUGACGGGUACAAUCUCCCUAUGCUUUUGAUCCCAAAGAAAGUGACCAACGGCGGUUGCGGCGCCACCGGGUGUUUGAUUGAUCUAAACGGAGCGUGCCCAAUGGAGUUGAAAUUAGCAGCGCGUGCGAACAGGAAGGUUGGGGUGGCGUGUAGAAGCGCAUGUGAGGCAUUUGGAGAACCUCAGUUUUGUUGUAGCGAUGCCUAUUCUACACCUGACACGUGCUCGCCUUCUAUCUAUUCGCUAUUUUUUAAACACGCUUGCCCACGCGCCUAUAGCUAUGCGUACGAUGACAAGACCAGUACUUACACGUGUGCCAACACCGACUACAUUAUCAUAUUUUGCCCGCCACCAUAUUCCAGCCAGAAAUUGCUGGGAAGACGAAAAGAUGGGGCACAACUACCACUGGUAAACAAGACAAUGAUGUAUAUAUCAAGCAAAUAUACAAGUAGCGCAUCAUCCCCAGGUGUAGUUCAAGUGCAACUAACUAGUGCUGGUGCAGCCUAUUUUAUAAUAGCAGUUUUGCUCAUUUGCCAAUUAUACCCUUGUAACUAACGAUUGGCCUGGACUGGACACUUCCAGGCAGAUAGUAGCACAAUUUCCACAGCUGAGGAGCAGAGUCAUCUUCCUCAAAUGCAUAUAUAAUGUUGAUCAAAUGACUCAAAGGGACUUGCCAAUUUCAAACACUCAAGAGUGUGUAUAUUUCUUUCUCUUACCCUCUGUUAGCUUGUUCGGUUUUGGCUAUACAUGGGAUAGUGAUUUUGGGGAUAUUGUAUUUCCAUUGUCUUUAUUUCUUUUUCCCCUUUUUUUUAAUUGAUUUUUGUAAUAUAUAUAAGUUUUCGAAAUGAUUAGAAGAUUGGUAAACGUCAAAGCAAAAUUUGACAUGUGACAAAUUUUCUUGAACAUUGGAGAGAAUUUCCAGUGAUAUAUUUGAGAUCAAUCCAAAUAGAGUUUUCUUUUUUAAUUUCAA
Molecule: messenger RNA, 1645 nt
Organism: Jatropha curcas
Lineage: Eukaryota; Viridiplantae; Streptophyta; Magnoliopsida; Malpighiales; Euphorbiaceae
Product: Pathogenesis-related thaumatin superfamily protein
Source: RefSeq, a predicted model, not a curated record